Messenger RNA from Leucoraja erinaceus (little skate), 795 nucleotides. RefSeq names its product solute carrier family 39 member 1 (gene slc39a1). Gene Ontology annotation, biological process: zinc ion transmembrane transport. The record is from RefSeq and is a predicted model, not a curated record. Gene Ontology annotation, molecular function: zinc ion transmembrane transporter activity. Bases 98 to 775 code for a protein of 225 amino acids. Gene Ontology annotation, cellular component: plasma membrane. Lineage: Eukaryota; Metazoa; Chordata; Chondrichthyes; Rajiformes; Rajidae. The transcript has 2 exons.
GGCCAGCGGCGUGUCCUAAGUCUGCUCAGCUGUCUGGCUGGGGGGUGUAUUCCUGGCCACCUGCCUCCUGGACCUGCUGCCAGAUUACUUGGCAGACAUGAAUGCGGCGCUGGAAAAUAUGAAAAUCACACUGGCGUUCCCUCUGCCCGAGUUCCUGGUGGCCAUGGGUUUCUUUGUGGUGCUGAUCAUGGAGCAGCUGACGCUGGCGUGCCGUGACCAGACGGGCGGAGGCGGGGAUGAGACGCGGGCUCUGCUGGCGCAGGCCGAGAUCCCGCCCCCCCGGGGGGAGGACGGCUCCCACCCCCACCUCCACGUGGACCUCAACUCCCACUCGGCCAUCCGCUGCCUGGCCCUGGUGCUCUCCCUCUCCCUCCACUCGGUGUUUGAGGGGCUGGCGCUGGGGCUGCAGGAGACGGGCGCCAGGGUGGUGGAGAUCUGCGUGGCCCUGUCCGUCCACAAGUGCGUGGUGGCCUUCAGCCUGGCGCUCAAGCUGAUGCAGAACCGGCUGCGCUGGUCGGCCGUGGUGGGCUGCGUGCUGACCUUCGCCGCCAUGUCACCCUUGGGCAUUGGCCUCGGCAUCGCCCUGACCCAGGACUCCAGCCACCAGCUGACCAGGGCCGUGCUGGAGGGCAUGGCCACCGGCACCUUUGUCUACGUCACCUUCAUGGAGAUCCUGCCCCACGAGCUCGGGGCCUCGCAGCAUCGACUGUGCAAGGUCAUCAUGCUCAUCCUUGGCUUCUCCCUCGUCACUGGGGCCCUCUUCAUCCAGGUGUAGGCCCAGGGAGGAGGGAGAGG